Danio rerio (zebrafish) is the source of this 2521-nucleotide messenger RNA. RefSeq names its product zgc:172339. The record is from RefSeq and is marked predicted. Gene Ontology annotation, molecular function: hydrolase activity; metal ion binding; nucleic acid binding. NCBI's taxonomy places the organism in Eukaryota, Metazoa, Chordata, Actinopteri, Cypriniformes, Danionidae.
GUUUCUCAAGCGGAGCUGUGUUUUAUUUAAGCCGAAUGGACCCCCGGGCUGUUUUGUUGGUGUUUUUCUGCUUUCCGCUCGUGAACGUGCGCUCUGAAGUGCAGAAAGAUUUUUCAGAAGAAUGCCGUAAAUUCAUGUAUAUGGGCACCCCGCCGCGGGGUCUGGAGAACCACUACCUUAAAAAGAUCUGUCAGCGUUAUAACGGCAAGCCCCGGUAUGUCACUCUGUAUGAUGUGGUGGAUCACAUUCCGGUUUAUUCCGCCUACACCUUCAAACGCUCCGACGGCUCCAAGAAGGUCGAUGUUCCCUGGAUGUUCGAGCCGCAGCUCUCUACAACAUCGGACUCUGGUGAAAUGCAGGCUUUCCCUCCAAAUGUCCACGGCAGUUUUUCAGACACCCAGGCUGUUUUGGAGGACUAUUCAAAUAUUGUCGAAUUCGAGCGAGGUCAUCUGAACCCCGACGAGCACCAGGCUCAUCCCGAUGACAAGGCGGCCACAUACACUCUCACCAAUGUAGUCCCACAGGUUCGUGAGUUCAACAUCGGCCACUGGAAACGACAUGAGCACAUCAUCCGCCGGCGACUCAACAACUACUGCCGCGGUACAGCCUACAUAGUCACAGGGGUCACCACGUCCGGCAGGAUGAUCCGUAGGUACAACAUCAACCGAGUGGCCGUUCCUACUUACCUGUGGUCAGCGUACUGCUGUGUCGACUAUGAUCAUAAUGCCCCAUUUGACGAGCGAUCAAAAUUCCCAGCCUACGCAUCCCAUGGCCUCAAUGAGAAAGAAGCACCGGAGGUCAUAGAGAUGUCCGUGCAGCAGCUGGAAGAUUUCUUGAAGAGGAACACCUUUGUGGACAAGAAGUUUCAGCUUUUUUAUGAGAACUGUGACCCUAAGGAAUAGUGACAGGCCACGCUAAAGCUCAAAGUGUACUUUGGAUUUUGAUGUACAUGUUAGACCAGUCUGAUCUCACGAGGAAACGUAACUAUUUUAAAUUUUGUCAGUUUAGUGGCUAAUUCAUACAACGUCCUACAAGUUCAGUCAUAUGAAAAUGUAAGAUUUUAAAAAGGAAGCAUGGCACCCAACCCCAUCUCUAAACCCAACCAUCACUGGGGGAUGAGCAAAUCUUACUAAAUGAGAUCGACAAAUUUAAAUAAGUUAGCCACUAAAUUAAUAAAGUUACGAAUUGCCGUGAGAUUGUUUUGGUUAGACACACACACACACACUAGAAUGAUUUAUACUUGUACAAUGUUUGCACUUUUUCAUUUCGAAAGUUAUGAGCAACAGAAAUGUCUUUGUAUUUUGCAGAUGUCUUGUAAUUGUAAAGGCAUACUUUUGUCAUCUUCAGUAGUAUGAUGCAGUUUUUCUUUUUAUUUCCUCAGUUUGUUUACGACUGCUUAACAACAGCCUGGUUCAGUUUUGACACAUUGUGGACCAAUUUUGGUGUUACAAUUUCAUUGUAAAAUCAAUUUAAAGCUGCAUGGCCAUGAAUGUAAACCACUGCAUGUCUAUAGUCUGUGCAUACUGUUGUCUACAUGUGAAAACUUUGGUAUACUUUGGGCUUUAGCUGAUUUGUCUAUCUGGUUGAAUAUAAAUGUAAGUGUUCUGUACACUGAAUACUUUGCCAUUCACUUUUAAGUUAAAACUUCCAAUUAGAACCAAAAAGGAAUUAGAAUCUAGUGAAAGAAAAAGACCAUCUGUGCAGCUACCGUUUAAAAGUUUGGGGUCAGCAAUAUAUAUUUGUCUAUUAUUUUCAACAGGAAUUGUAUUUGAUUUGAAAGCUUUUUGAGUAUUUUAUUUUCACCAGGGAUUUUAUUUGAUUAUAUUUUAUUUUAAUACCCUUUGAACACAUUUUAGGGUUCUUAGAUAAAAAAAUUUAUUUGAAAACCUACUGUAUUUUACGUUAUUUUAGUCUUGAAUUAAAAUUGAGAAGAAUUCCCACUAGUUAAUUUAAAAAAGGUAUUCUAAAAUAAUAACAUUGCAAAUGGCAUUGAAAUGAACCUAUAAAAUAAAAUGUAAAUAAAAAUCCUUUGAAAAAUUCUUGAAAAUAACUUUGCUGCACUGCAUCCUUGAUGAAAAGGAUAAAUAAAUGAAUACUGUAUUUCUAACUUAACCCAAACUUUUGAACAGUAGUGUAUGUGCUUAAAAGAACCCAGAAACCAGUAUAUCAAAGAACUCAAAGUCAAAUAAAACAGUAAAAGUCAUUGGCUUUAACAUUAUUUAUCUUUCAUUUUGUUUGUUUCAUCUAAAGAGAAAAAUCUGUAUACAUUUCUUAACCUCAACUGUUAAAUGAAGAUCUAUUUUCACCUUUAUUUUGUCAAAAUUGGACAGAGAGCCCAGAAAAUAGUGAUGAAAUAAGAUCGAUUUAAUGGCCAUAAUUAUCGGUGGCCUUGGGGGCUUUAUUAGGUCCAUUAACUUGUUUAUGAAACUGCAACAACUGAUCUUUUCUCAUUUGGUAAACAUGUUUACAGCAAUUUGUCUGAAUACUGUAACUCAUCUCAAAUAAAAAAAUGGCCACUUCA